Messenger RNA from Phytomonas sp. Hart1, 717 nucleotides. Lineage: Eukaryota; Euglenozoa; Kinetoplastea; Trypanosomatida; Trypanosomatidae. The record is from the annotation of a GenBank genome assembly.
AUGACUGCUGUAGGGAUCCGUGCUUCCGAUGCCCCAUCAAGCAAAAUUGUCCUCCUGGGUGAGUCCGCGGUUGGAAAGAGUUCCAUAGCACUGCGCUUUGCGCGAAAUGAAUUUCUUCCCGAUCAAGAUUCCACCAUCGGUGCGUGUUAUUUUUCACGACAUAUUGAAGUCCCCUCGCGAGAAACCGGACAGUUGAGAGGAGCACCCGUCACUGCGGCUGCAAAUGCGCCUGAACAAAGUCGUUUUCUUCAUCUUCAAAUGUGGGAUACCGCAGGUCAGGAACGCUAUCGAUCCCUUGCUCCUAUAUACUACCGUGAUUCUUCAGGUGCACUUGUGGUUUAUGAUAUCACUAGCAGUGAAAGCUUUGGAAAGGCUCAAGGAUGGAUCAAGGAACUGCGCGCCCGAGCAAGUCCUAGCCUUCUUAUUUUUUUGAUUGGGAACAAGACGGAUUUGGAGUCGAUGCGGCAGGUGUCUUACGAGGAUGGGCACUCACUUGGGAUUAAAGAAGAAGUCGCCGGUUUCUAUGAGAUCUCUGCGAAGGACAACAGUAAUGUUCAGCAGGUCUUCCAGGAUUUCGCAGUGAAACUACUGGAUAAUGGGUUGACGAAGGGCCAGAGAAACUUGAAUAGUGGUAUCAGCACAUCAAAUAGGGCCAGGAACCUCGGAUUGGAUCAACAGAAUUCCAAACCCAUCGCCUCAACUUGCUGUUUUAAUUGA